AUGAUCCUCAAGCACAAGAUGGACCAAGUCAACCGGGAGUCUUGGAAGUUGAAAUUUGGCAGCUCCGAGGUGGAAGUCCAGGAUGUUGUAAAGCCCGUCCUAGCUGUGGUCGACUGGGCCAAUGACUUUGUUGCCAAAGCUCUAGUCUCAAAUCCAUACGCGUCAAUUGCUUGGAGUGGUGUCAGCUUGUUACUGCCGAUCAAGCCGCCACCCUGGCAAAAGGACUAG
Colletotrichum fioriniae is the source of this 228-nucleotide messenger RNA. The record is from RefSeq and is a predicted model, not a curated record. NCBI's taxonomy places the organism in Eukaryota, Fungi, Ascomycota, Sordariomycetes, Glomerellales, Glomerellaceae.